UUUGACGACGGCUCCAAUUUAUUUACCGCUUCAAUUUGUCGUCGCUUCUCGCGGGAUUCACGUCGUCACAGCGGAAAACCUUGUCGCCAAUAUACCUACAUUGAUAACGAGAUUGAAAUAUUCCCAAUUAAAGAAUAUCGCCAACGCAGCCGGCUUCAUUAAAAUAUAUAUAAAAUAUAAACGUGUGUGCUUUUUCCAUUUUUUUUGAGUGCAUUAUUCCAAUUUUGGGGCCAGAAAAAAGAGUGCUGAAAGUGCUGGCGGGCACAAUAAACGCUGCCCCUGUCUCACCUGAGCGCUUCAAGCCACAAAAGUGUAAAGUGCAGCGCGACUCUUUGCUUUUCGGUCGCUUUUUCUGCUUUUUGUUUUUGCUUGCGAUUUCGAGAUCCGCGAUUCAGCAAGAAUUCUGCGAGCGUGUGCGCGAGUGGUUGCUGUUGUUGUUGCUGCUGUUGCUGCCGCGCUCUAAUUGCUAGUCUUCGUGCGGAGAAUUCUUCAGGCGCUUCUUUUUCUUCUUCUUGGGACGCCCGCACCGCAAAUGAGCUGCCUGUGAGGACAUUCCCGCAACAUGAUGGCGAUGACAGCAGCCUCGGCUUCGAUGUCCACAGCCGCAUCGCUGACCAACUCGGCGUCGACGGACUGCAGCAGCAGCAUGCAGGGAUCGACGACCAGUUCGGCGUCCAGCGAUGUGAUGACCUUGACGACCACGGCGGCCUCCUCGUGGUGCGCCAUUCCCGCGAGCUCCCGCCUCCGCGUGCUGCGCCUGGUGAGGCCGCAUCAGAGGCGACUCCUGGUGGGCGGACCGGAGAGGGGCAGCACCUACGGAUUCACGGUGCGCGGCGGACGGGAGCACGGCACCGGCUUCUUUGUGUCCCACGUGGAGCACGGCGGCGAGGCGCAGCUGAAGGGUCUGCGGAUUGGCGACCAGAUCUUGCGGAUCAAUGGCUUCCGCCUGGACGAUGCCGUGCACAAGGAGUUCAUCCAACUGGUGGCUGGCCAGGAUCGGGUCACCCUGAAAGUGCGCGGUGUGGGAAUGCUGCCUGUGAGGGACCAACCAGAGGAACGCUUGUCCUGGAGCGUGGUGAAGCUGCCCAGCGUAAGUGGCACUCCCUCGGAGAGCUCCUUCAAGGGCGAGAGACGCGGCGCCAGCCGGGACAUCAGUGUGGUGCUCCAUGUGGCGCCCAGGACGAAGCUGGGACUGGGCAUUUGCAAGGGUCCCGAGUGGAAGCCGGGCAUCUUUGUGCAGUUCACCAAGGAGCGGAGUGUGGCCCGGGAGGCGGGCUUGCGGCCGGGUGACCAGAUCCUCAGCGUCAACAGCAUCGACUUCUCGGACGUCCUCUUCAGCGAGGCCGUCGCCGUGAUGAAGAGCAGCAGCAAACUGGACAUGGUGGUGCGCACGGCGGCCGGAUGUGACCUCUUUCCGGGUGAAUCCAGUGGCUACAACAGCUCUGCCAGCUCGGUGACGGGCGAUCAGAGUCCUUGCUGGGCGGACGCCAAGUCCAAGCGCUUGACGGCGGUCAGGGAGGAGUCCGGAGCAGGUGGAGCAGGUGGAGCAGGACCCGGGGCAGGCAGUCCCAAUUGGUCGCAGGGCGUCGAGGUGCACAAGCAGAUGAACAGGACCAUCAUCAAGUUGACGGAGAACGGGACUUCCAUUAACAACACAUACAUAGCCAGUUCCGGUGGCAGUUCCGUUUCGGGUUCCGGCUCUUCGGCCAGCGGAACUUCCGGCCGCAGUCAGCAGUCACAAUCGCAUCCAUCCCGCAACUCAACCACCAUGAAGCGUAGCCAUCUGAGGCCGGUCAACUCCUCUGGUUCCGGCGCGGGAUUAGCAGGCGGAUCUGCUGGAUCUGCUGGAUCUUCUGGAUCAGGAUCAGGAGGAGUCAUCGCUGCACCUGCUCCACCGCCGCCGGCGAUGAAUGAAGGAGCCAAUGCCAGUGGCUCAGUGGGCAGCAGUCUCUCCAGUGCCAUAACCGAGGAGCUCAAGAAGCGCAAAGAGAAGCAGCAGCAGCAUCAGCAGCGCAACAAUCGAGAUCGAGAUCGGGAUGUGAAUGGAAAUGGAAACGUGGAUCGCCAGCUGAUGGGCCACAAUGGAAAUGCAGUUGGAAAUGGAGUUGGAAGUGGAGGGCACCGCGGCUGCAGCUCCGGCGGCCAAGUGUCGCAUCGCCAGCGGGCGAAUGUUGCUGGCGUGGCUGCAACAUUGCAGGGCAGCGAACGCAUCAGCAAUUUGCCAGGCGCUGGAGGGGCAGGUGGUUCAAGUGGCUCAAGUGGCGCUGGCGGAGAUCAGCACACGGCGCUGAUGGACGAAUUCAAGCGGGCGCACCAGCGAAUGUUCAGGAACGGGUUCCAUGAGAGCGAGCACAAGGAGCGCGGUGAAACGCUGAAACGCACCUCGAUUAUGCCGGAUGAGAGCUGUUAUCGGAACAGUAUCAACAGCAAUGGCUUCAGCGGCAACAGGAGCAACAGCAACACAAGCAGCACAAGCAACACAAGCAACACGGGCAACACAAGCAACACGGGCAACUUCAGUAGCAACAAUCGCCUGCAGCCCCAGAACGGAGUCCAUCCGGCGAAUGGCAACGGGUCGCCGGAACUGCCGCCACCGCCACCGCAGUUCGCCAAUCCGCAGACAAAGCAGAUGCCGCCGCAGCAGCUCAAGCUGAUGACCGGAAACGCAGCGGCGAACGGAAGCGGAAGUGGAAAUGGAAGUGCAAGCGGAAAUGGGCUGGGCAACGGCAGCUUGGCCAAGGUCAAGCAGCCCAUGUCGCCCAUGCGCAGUGCCAGCAUCAGUGUGGGCGGAUUCCGACCACCAGCCACGCCCCAGCCCGACUACGAUGCCGUCCAGCUGCGAUCGCCGCCAGCAAGCGGUGCGGUUUCUGGACGGGAUGUGGCCACGAGCCAGCAGCAGCGGCGCACCCUGCGACUGGGCACCGUGACCAUUGGGGAGUACGGGGAUCAGCGGACGACGACGAAGCGGGAAACGCUGCGCAAAACGAAUGGCGAGCCCGCAUCCAAUGGGAUCCUGAAGAAUGGCAGCAGUCGGAGCAGCGCCAGCUUCAAUCACGGCUCCUCCUCCCAUCACGCGGAGAAGUCCAUCAAGUUUGGGAACUGAUCGGGGUCAUAGCGAUACUACUUUUGUGCAAUAUGCUCGAUGAUUUUGUGUGAGAAUCAACACGGAGAGUACAAAAAAUCGGACGUGCAGCGGUGUUGCAUAGGCAUAUGCAUAUCUACCAUAUCCAUUACUUUAUACCACUUUUUUUUUGUUUACAUCUAAUUUGUACUAUAUUUUAUUACGAUUUGUUGGAAAUAUUGUGUCACUAGUUGCUAUUAUUUAACAAACACUGUAAAUAACCGACGGGCAAGCGAGUGUGUGUGUUUCCAAUAAAGCAUAUACAUACAUACAUAUGUA
This is a messenger RNA of Drosophila teissieri, 3400 nucleotides long. RefSeq names its product cell wall protein AWA1. Gene Ontology annotation, cellular component: cilium; stereocilia ankle link complex; plasma membrane. The record is from RefSeq and is a predicted model, not a curated record. Gene Ontology annotation, biological process: rhabdomere development. The transcript is spliced from 7 exons. Bases 563 to 3103 code for a protein of 846 amino acids. Lineage: Eukaryota; Metazoa; Arthropoda; Insecta; Diptera; Drosophilidae. Gene Ontology annotation, molecular function: protein binding.